AUGCAGUUCGCUUUACCUCCGCGGAGGAGUCCCCAUCCUCUCCCCAGCGCCCGAUCGACUCGAUUGUCCUACCACCGCAGGAAACAGCUGAAGACCAUCGCUGUAGCUGCGAUCGCAAUUGCCACAAUCCUCUACCUCCUCUCUUACUUUACCUCUUCAACCUCGACAUCUGCUGUGGCCGCAACGGCUAGCACUUCAGGCGUGGUGAUCGUCACGGUUCUGGAUCGAAAGGCGCUAAGUGAGAGCUUCAUCAAGAAGAUCGUGACCAAUCGCGAAGAUUAUGCAAAGCGUCACGGCUAUACGAACUUCUUCGCAAGCACAUCCGACUAUGAAGAAGCCAUCGGCGAUUCACCCCGAAGCUGGGCUACGCUCCCCGCCGUCCGACACGCCCUUGCUAGAAAUCCAAGCUCGAAAUACUUCUUCUACCUCAGCGCCCAUGCGCUGAUCAUGGACCCAACCAAGUCGCUCAAGUCGCACCUAUUAGAUCGGAGCAAACUGGAAUCGCUGAUGAUGAAGGACGUGCCCGUCGUCCCGCCAGAUAGCAUCAUCAAAACAUUCCCACAUCUUAAGGAGAAGGACGUGGACCUGAUCGUUACGCGGGACAGCGAGGAUCUCAGCCCUGGCAGCUUUAUCCUCAAGAAUGGCGAUUUUGCCCGUUAUUUCCUUGAUCUUUGGUUUGAUCCGCUGUUUCGCAGCUAUGGAUUUGCAAAGGCCGAAACGCAUGGUCUGGACCAUAUCAUUCAAUGGCACCCGACAGUUCUCGCUCGAACGGCUUUAGUUCCGCAACGCGUUUUGAAUGCUUACAGCAAAGACUCGCCUGGUGCGUCUAUGGAUGGAACCUACAAGGACGGUGAUCUCGUCCUUCGUUUCCCCGGGUGUGAAGCAAAAGGCGGCGAUUGCGACGAACUGGAUCCGUAUUAUAUGCUCUGGCAGAAGAAGGCGAAAAAUGUUUGA
Molecule: messenger RNA, 954 nt
Organism: Penicillium manginii
Lineage: Eukaryota; Fungi; Ascomycota; Eurotiomycetes; Eurotiales; Aspergillaceae
Product: putative alpha-1,6-mannosyltransferase subunit
Exons: 3
Coding region: 1-954 (317 amino acids)
Biological process (GO): protein N-linked glycosylation
Cellular component (GO): Golgi membrane; mannan polymerase complex
Molecular function (GO): alpha-1,6-mannosyltransferase activity
Source: RefSeq, a predicted model, not a curated record